UCCGGAAGCUGCGACACGUCCCAGGCGCCAGGUAAAGGUUCGUCUGCUCGGCGAACCCGCCGGAGAGGCAGCGGCGAAGUGAACGGGUUCACGGCCCCGAAUUAUUGACGAACUGAAGCCAGUGCGGGCGGAGGCCGUUUCCCCUUGAAAUCGGCUGCACUUGGUGCCGAGGUCGGGAGAUGCUGGAACCAGCCUGCGGGUCGGGCAGCGGCCGCCGAGGCAGAAGCAGAGUUCACGUUGCGCGUCCGGGACCCGUUGUGGAGGCGUGAAAGCGAGAAGUGCAAAGGUGAAACAUCAGAAUGGAAGAAAAAAUAAAGAAACCAAGCCCAAAGGUGACUUUGUACCAGCACUCCCACCCUGGGACGUCUCCGGUGCCAGCCCACAAGAGCGCAGCAUUCUCCGCAGCUUUACCUCCCCCUUCUUCACCGAAACUAAAAUCAAAAUUGAAAAGGGCAAACAAAGGUAAAGUAAAACCCCCAGAGCCAGCUGAGAAGAUGUCAAAGCCUGCAUCAGUUCAGCACUCCUUCCUAACGGACGUCUCUGAUGUAAGGGAGAUGGAAUGUGGUUUGUUACAUUUGCUGAAUGAUUUCCACUCCGGGAAACUUCAAGCUUUUGGGAAAGACUGCUCCUUUGAACAGAUGGAGCAUGUAAGAGAGAUGCAGGAAAAAAUGGCCCAUUUACACUUCAGCCUUGACAGCCAUGUGGAAGAGCUUUCUGAGGAUAAGAAAAAAGUUGUGUCAGACAGGAAUCUUGAACAGCUUCUGAUUAAUUUGGAAGAACUUAGUACCUCAAUACAAAAACUACACCUGGCAGAAAAUCAAGAACUGCCAAAAAGUGAAGAGUUGAAAUCAUCUCCUUCAUAGAAAUAGUGGAAAAUGGGGCCCAAGGGAAAAUGGCCUGCACCGAUCAAUGAAGGCACUGCUUCAAGAGGAAGAUAUGAUGCAUCAAAUUCCUGUUUUUUAAAACAUGGAACAUGGGAGCCAGAUUUUAAAACCAACUGCUAAGAUUCAACAACAUGCAUAAUUUUACUGUCAAUUUUCUCUCCUUCUCAUAACAUUUGCACUUUGUAUAGUUUAACUUCAUCCUAUGUUUUGCGCAUUGCCAAGUAAGCUUUGGAUGAGCUCUCCCAUGUCUAAUUAUGCAACAAAUCCUGUAAUGAGUCAUAACACUGUAUGGCACAGAAACAGGGCUUUCUGCCCACCACAUCCAUGUCACCAUUGUUUCCAUCCACACUAAUCCCAUUUGCCUGCAUUAGGUCUGUAUCCUUUCAAGCCUAGCCUAUUCAAGUGCCUCUCUAGGUGUCUUUUAACUGUUAUGAUAUCUGCCUCCACCACCACCUCUGCAAGCACAUUCUAGAUAUCAACUACACCGUGUGGAAAAACUUUCCCCUUGGAUCCCCUUUAAAUCUCUUCCCUCUUACCUUAAACUUAGAAGACAAAAGAGAUUGAAAAUGCUGGAAUCUGGAUCAAAAUUAUGAGAGGCAAGGAUAGGGUAGAUAACCAGUCUUUUUCUUCUCAGGGUGAAAAUGUCAAAUACUAGAGGGGCAUAGCUUUAAGGUCCAUAUCUUUCUAAAGCUUUCCUAUUGAUGUACCUGUCCAAAUGUCUUUUAAACAUUGUAAUUCUACCUGCCUCUAGCACUUCUGGUAGCUCAUUCCAUAUAUCCACCACCCUCCGAAAAAGUUGCCCCCUCGGGUCUCUUUUAAACCUUUUCCCUCUCACCUUAAACCUCUGCCAUCUAGUUUAAGCCUCCCUGAUCCUGGGAAUAAAACUGUUACCAUUUGCCUUAUCUUUGACCCUCAUGAUUUUAUAAACCUCUAUAAGAUCACCCCUAGGCCUCCUUCACUUCAGGGAAAACAGACCCAGUCUCUCCUUAUAACUCAAACCUUCCAUUACUUACAACAUCCUUAUGAAUCUUUUCUGCACCCUCUCUAGUUUAAUCACAUCCUUUCUUUAGUAUGUCAAAUAAAAACUGCACACAAUAUUCCAGGUGUGGUCUCACCAAUGCCUUGUACAGCUAUAACAUGACAUCCCAACUCUUGUCCUCAAUACCCCUAACCAUGAAGGCAAGCAGGCCAUAUGUCUUCUUCACCACCUCAUCUGCUUGUGUGCCAUUUUCAGGGAACGAUGUACUUGUAAACCUGUGUCUCUGUUGUACAACAUUCCCCAGGGCUCCGUUGUUCACUGAUCGAGUGCGGCCCUGGUUUAACAUUCCAAAAUGCAUCAAUUCAGACUUGUCUAAAUUAAAUUUCAUCUGCUAUUCCUUUGCCCACUUUCUAAGUUGAUCUAGAUCCUGUUGUAACCUUAGACAACCUUCUUCACUGUCCACCACAAUUUUGGUGUCAGCUGUAAACUUGUGAAUCAGUCUCAUCCAAAUAAGAACAUAAGAAACAGGAGCUGGAGUUGGCCAUCUGGCCUGUUGAGCCUGCUCCACCAUUCAAUAAGAUCAUGGCUGCUCUGGCUGUGGACUCAGAUCCACCAACCUGUCUUUUCCCCAUAACCCUUAAUUCCCCCACUAUGCAAAAAUCUAACUGUCUUAAAUAUAUUUAAUGAGGUAGCCUCUACUGCUUCCCUGGGCAGAGAAUUCCAAAGAUUUACUACUCUCUGGGAAAAGCAGUUUCUCCUCAUCUCCAUCCUAAAUCUGUUCCCCUGAAUCUUAAGGCUCUGUCCUCUUGUUCUAGUCUCACCUACCAGUGGAAACAACCUUCCUGCCUCUACCUUAUCUGUCUCUUCCAUAAUUUUAUAUGUUUCUAUAAGAUCCCCUCUCAUUCUUCUGAAUUCCAGUGAGUAUAGUCCCAGGUGACUGUCCUCCUAGGCUAACCCCCUCACCUCUGGAAUGAACCUGGUGAACUUCCUCUGCACUGCCUCCAAAGCCAGUAUAUCUUUCCUCAAGUGAGGAGACCAGAACUGCACAUAGUAUUCCAGGUGCGGUCUCACCAGUACCCUGUACAUUUGCAGCAUAACCUCCCUGCUCUUAAAUUCAAUUCCACAAGCAAUGAAGACCAACAUUCCAUUUACCUUCUUGAUAACCUGUUGCACCUGCAAACCAACCUUCGGCGAUUCAUGCACAAGCCCUCCCAAGUCCCUCUGCACAGCAGCAUGCUGCACUCUUUCACCAUUUAAAUAAUAAUCUGAUCUAUUUUUCCUUCUAAAGUGGAUGACCUCGCCUUUAUCAACAUUGUACUCCAUCUGCCAAACCCUUGCCCAAUCACUUGACCUAUCUAUAUCUCUGCAGACUGUCUGCAUCCUAAGCACAAUUUGCUUUUCCACUCAGUGUCAUCAGCAAACUUAGAUAUGUAGCACGAGGUCCCCUCUUCCAAAUCGUUAAUGUAUAUCGUGAACAUUUGCGGGCCCAGCAUCAACCCCUGCAGCACCUCGAUCAGCACUGAUUGCCAAUCAGAGAAACACCCAUUUAUCCUAACUCUCUGCCUUCUUUUGGUUAACCAAUCCUCUCUUAAUUCUAAUACCUCACCCCCAACUCCAUGCAUCCUUAUCUUAUGGAUAAGUCUUUUAUGCGGCACCUUAUCAAACAACACUUGGAAAUCCAAGUAUACACCAUCCACAUGUUCCCCUCUAUCCACUGCGCUCAUUAGAUCCUCAAAGAACUACAGUAAGUUUGUCCAACAGGACCUGCCCUUCCUGAAUCCAUGCUGUGUCUGCCUGAUGGAACCACUCUAUCCAGAUGUCUCAUUUUUUUCCUUAAUGAUAGCUUCAAGCAUUUUUCCAACUACAGACAUUAAGCUGACUGGCCUAUAGUUAUUUGUCUUUUGCCUACAUCCUUCUUAAACAGUGGUGUGUUAUUCACUGUCUUCCAAUCUGCUGGGACCUGCCCAGAGUCCAGAGAAUUUUGGUAUAUCGUUAAUAUGAGGAAUGGCAUAGUGCUGGUCACAAGGACUCCUAUCUGAAAAAUAACCCUCCAUGAUCACUCUCUGACUCCAGUCAUUGAUGUAGUGGAGAAAGAUUUGGGGGCAUAUGCUGGAAUAGGUUCGGAACUAGGACUGUUCCAUGUAGCCAACAAAAAGACAGGCAUAGCUAGGGCCCAUACCUACCUCUUUGAUCUGCAGAAAGUGGGAGGAAUUGAAAGAAGUUAUUGAAGGUAAAGACAAAGUUCUGCAAAGUGACUGAGAGUGUUAGUGGAGGGGAACUGGUUGGGACAGAGGGUCUUAAGACCUUCCUGAUGGGGAAUGGAGGUGUAUAGAGACUGGAUGUCCAUGGUAAAAAGGUGCCAGUUGGGACAAGGGAAUUGGAAGUUAGCAAAAUGUUGGAGAGCACGAGAGGUAUCCUGAUAUAAGUGGAACAGGACUGUACAAGGAGAGACCAGAUGCAGUCAAUGUAUGAAGAAAUGAGUUCAGUGGGGCAAGAGCAGGCAGAAACAAUGGGUCUAGUUGGGAAAUUCUGUUUAUGGGUCUUUACCUGGUUAAGAGAUAGAAACUGGCCUAUGCGCUCUUGUUUGGAAAAAGAUUCUAUCUCUGCCUCUUAAUUUUAUAUACCUCCAUCAGGUCAAUCUUCAGCAUCCUUUGCUCCAGGGGAAACAAGCUCUGCCUGUCCAAUCUCUCCCCAUAACUAAAGUCCUCCAGUCCAGGCAGCAUCCUGGUGAGUCUCCCCUACAUCUUCUCUGAUGUAAUCACAUACUUCCUAUAGUGUGGCGACCAGAACUGCACACCAAAAUGUGCAGCCUCACCAAAAUUCUGUAAAUUUGCAACACAACAUCCCAGCUCUUAUAUUCUAUGCCCUGGCUGACGAAGGUAAACAUCAAACCAAGUGUUUGGUAAUCAACUGGGCUCCCAGUUCCUAAAAACUUAAACUUUGCAGAAUCAAUCACAGUUGUCAUGGAUGGAAGUACUGCUGGUGUUGGUUCUAAAGCAAGCUAGAGUUUAGAUUGUUUACUUUGUACGAAGCACUGCAGCAUUGUGAGCUGGUAGCUAGUUAUUCCUUCCAUUUCAAAAACCUAUCUGAAAAUUGAACAUAGAACAGUACAACACUGUACAGGUCUUUCAGCCCACGAUGUUGUGCCAACCUAUAUAAACCUUAUCCACAUUCCAACUAUCCCCCUUUCUGCUUCACCUCCCAUAACCCUCUCUUUUUCUUUCAUUCAUAUGCCUAUCUAAUAGUCUCUUAAAUGACCCUAUCCUAUCAGUCCCUACCACCAGCCCCAGCAGUGCAUUUCAGGCACCUACCAUCUCCCCUGAACUUUCCUCCAUACACCUUAACCAGGUGACUUCUAGUAUUGGCCAUUACUGCCCUGGAGAAAAGGUGCCGGCUGUCCACUCUGUCUCUGCCUCUCAUAAUCUUAUACACCUCUAUCGUCACCUCUCAUCCUCUGUCGCUCCAAAGAGAAAAGCCCCAGCUCGCUCAACCUAUCCUAAUAAGACAUGUUCUCUAAUCCAAGGAACGUCCUUGUAUAUCUCCUCUACGCCCUCUCCAAAGCUUCCACAUCCUUCCUAUAAUGUGGUAACCAGAACUGAACACAAUAUUCCAAGUGUGGUCUAACCAGAGUCUUAUAGAGCUGCAACAUUACCUCUUGGCUCUUGAACUCAAUCCCCCAGCUAAUGAAGGCCAGCACAACAUAGGCCUUCUUAAAUGCCCUAUCAACUUGUGCAGCAGCUUUGGGGAUGUAUGUACUUGGACCUCAAGAUCCCUCUGUUCCUCCACACUGCUAAGAAUCCUACCAUUAACCAUAUACUCUGAAUUCAAGUUCGAUCUUCCAAAGUGUAUCACUUCACACUUCUCCAGACUGAACUCCAUCUGCCACUUCUCUGCCCAGCUCUGUAUCCUGUCUAAGUCCUAUUGCAGCCUAUGACAAUAUUUUGCACUAUCUACUACACCACCAACCUUCAUGUUGUCUGCAAACUUACCAACCCACGCUUCCAUUUCUUCAUCCAAGUCAUUUAUAAAAAUCACAAAGACAGGGGUCCCUGAACAGAUCCCUGCGGAACACCACUGGUCACCGACCUCCAAGUCAAAUAUUCCACUUAUACAACCGCCCUCUGCCUUCUGUGGGCAAGCCAAUUUCAAAUCCACACAGCCAGUUUUCCAUGGAUUCCAUACCUCAUGACUUCCUGGAUGAGCCUAUCACGGGGAACCUUAUCAAAUGUCUUGCUAAAAUCCAUAUAUACCACAUCCACCGCAUUAACUUCAUGAAUUUAUCUUGUCACUUCCUUGAAAAACUCUAUUAGGCUCUUGAGGCAUGACCUGCCCUUCACAAAGCCAUGUUGACUAUCCCUAAUAAGACACUGCUUCUCCAAAUGCUCGUAAAUCUUGUCCCUAAGAAUCCUCUCCAAUCCUUUCCUACCACUGACUUAAGACUCACUGGUCUAUAAUUCCCAGGAUUAUCCCUUUUACCUUUCUUGAACAAUGGAAAACGUUUGUCAUCCUCCAGUACCACUCCUGUGGCCAGGGAGGACUCGAAGAUCUUUGUUAACGCUCCAGCAAUAUUUUCCCGUCGCUUCCCAUAGUAACCUAGGGUAUAUCCUAUCUGAUCCCUGGGACUUAUCUAUCCUCAUGCUUUUUAGUCGCUCCAACACUACUUCUUUCUUAACCUCAACAUGUUCCAACACAUUGGCCUGUUCUACGCUAACCUCACAUUCAUCUAAGUCACUUUCCCUGGUGAACACUGAAUCAAAAUAUUCAUUCAGGACUUCCCCUACCUCCUUUUCCUCCAGACACAUUUCCCCCCCCCCCCCUUAUCCUUGAGUGGUUCUACCCUCACCCUAGUCAUCCUCUUGUUCCUCACAUGCAUGUAGAACACCUUGGGGUUUUCUUUAACCCUACUUGCCAAGGUCUUCUCAUGUCCCCUUCUAGCUCUCCUAAGUCCCUUCUUAAGGUCCCUCCUGGCUACCUUAUAACUUACAAGAGCCCAGUCUGAUUUUUGCUUCCUGAACCUUAAAUAUGCUUCCUUCUUCCUCUUGAAUAAACCUUCUAUCUCUCUUGGUAACCAUGGUUCCUUCACCCUACCAUCCUUUCCUUGUCUCAGUAGGACAAACCUACCUAGAACCCCAUGUAAGUGGUCCUUAAACGUCCUCCAUAUUUUUGCGGUGCAUUUUCCUGAGAACAUCUGUUGCCAAUUUACGCACCCAAGUUCCUGCCUAAUACCAUCGUAAUUUGCCCUCUCCCAGUUAAAUACUUUCCCAUAAUUUCUACUCCUAUCCUUGUCCAUGGCUGUGCUAAAGGUCAAAGAGUUGAGGUCACUAUCCAUAGAACCAUAGAAAACUACAGCACAGAAAACAGGCCAAUUGGCCCUUCUAGUUUGUGCUGAUACAUUAUUCUGCUAGUCCCAUUUACCUGCCCCCAGCCCAUACCCCUCCAGACCUCUCUCAUCCAUGUAUCUAUCCAAUUUACUCUUACAAGUUAAGAGCGAGCCAGCAUUUACCACAUCAGAUGGCAGCACAUUCCACACUCCCACCACUCUUUGAGUGAAGAAGUAAGUUCCCUCUAAUGUUCCCCCUAAACCUUUCCCCUUUCACCCUAAAGCCAUGUCCUCUCGUACUUAUCUCUCCUAAUCUAGGUGGAAAGAGCCUACUUGCAUUAACUCUGUCUAUGCCCCUCAUCAUUUUGUAAACCUAAAAAUGCUCACCCACCAACAGUUCUGGCACCUGACUAGGUUCAUCGCCUUAGUACCAGACCCAGCAUAGCCUCUCCUCUAGUCGGUCUGUCCACAUAAUAUUGUCAGGAAUCCUUCCUGUAUGCACCUAACAAAUUCCACCUCAUCUAAACCUUUUGCACUAAGGAGGUGCCAAUCAAUAUUAGAAAAGUUGAAGUCACUUGUGACAACAACCCUGUUAUUUUUGCAUGUUUCCAAAAUCUGCCUCUGGAUCUGCUCCUCAGUGUCCCAUUGGCUGUUUGGAGGCCUAUAGAAUGCUCCCAAUAGAGUGAUUGCUCCCUUCCUGUUUCUGACUUCCACCCACACUGACUCAAUAGACGAUCCCUCUAAUGACGACCUCCCUUCCUACAGUUGUGAUACUAUCCCUGAUUAGCAAUGCCACCGCGCCCCCCCCCCCCCAACUCCCUUCCUAUCCUUUUGAAAUAUCUAAACCUCGGAACCUCAAGCAGCCACUCCUGCAGUUGCGACAGCCAAGUCUGUAAUGGCCACAACAUCGUAAUUCCACGUACUGAUCCGUGCUCUAAGUUCAUUACUCUUAUUCUUAACACUUCUUGCAUUAAAAUAAACACAUUUCAACCCAUCUGACUGCAUUUAUGCUCUAUCCCCUGCCUAUCCUUCCUCACAUUCUCAGUACCAUUCACAUCUAUUUCUACACCAACUGAUCUAUUUUCUAAUCUAACACUCCAGUUCCCAUCCCCCCUGCCAACCAAGUUUAAACCCUCCCCAACAGCUCUAGCAAACCUGCCUGCAAGGAGAUUGGUCCCUCUCAAGUUCAGGUGUAACCUGUCUCUUUUGUACAGGACAUAUCUUCCCCAGAAGAGAUACCAAUAAUCCACAAAUCUGAACCCCUGCCCCCUAUACCAACUCUUCAGCCACUCAUUAGUCUGCUAUAUCUUCCUAUUCUUUCCCACCCUUGCUCGUGUCACAGGCAUCAAUCCAGUGAUUACUACCCUUGAGGUCCUGCUUUUUAGCUUCCUUCCUAACUCCAGUACUCGCUCUUCAGGACAUCAUCCCUUAUCUUACCUACAUCGUUGGUGCCAAUGUGUACUACGACUUCUGGCUGCUCACCUUCCCCCUUAAGAAUGUUGUGCACUUGAUCCAAGAUGUCCCUGACCCUGGCACCUGGGAGACAACAUACCAUCCAGGAGUCUCGUUCUUGUCUACAGAAUCUCCUGUCUGUUUCCCUAACCAACGAAUCCCCUAUCACCCUCCCCCCUUCCUUUCUGAGCCACAGAGCCGGACACUGUGUUGGAUGGAGGAGAAUGAAAAUAGAAAAUACAUUCUGUAGAAAACAUCCUGGAGAAUGUACAAAGUAAACUGCUACAUGAGGACAAUUUCUUGCUGGUAGGUGGGUAUGUACACCCCAGCUCCCCAUUCCCCAAAGGAUUUUCAUUACCUAGCACUUUCAAGAAUCUCUCAAUGCACAACUGAAUGACAGACCAUUUAAGAAAGUUGUGCAUUGAGUUGAAAGCUCCUGCUCUUGGGAUUUUAUUCCAGGUAUAUGUGAUUACUGCACAGAGGAAACCUUCAACUUGAGAAAGUAACGUUAGCAAAUCCAGAAGUAUGUGGGAAAUGUGGUGAUUUUGGUUAUAAGAACAUAAGAAACAGGAGCAGGAGUCAUAUGGCCUGUCGCGCCUGCUCCGCCAUUCAAUAAGAUCAUGGCUAAUCUGGUCGUAGGCUCAGAUCCACCUACCUACCUUUUCCCCAUAACUUUUAAUUCCCCUACUAUGCAAAAAUCCAUCUAACUGUCGAGCCUGCAUCGGUGCAAAAACGAAUCAUGGUGUCCAAGGUGACUUACGUGUAGCUGUGUUUAAAAUGUUUUAAAGAUCUUAUGAAAUUGUUUUGUGUUAUCAUUUUUUUCUUUACCUCCCACUCUGUAGGAGUGAGUUCCACAUUUUCACCUCGCAGGUUUAUAAAGUUAAGAGUUUUCUACUAAAAUUUAUACAAAUAUUGCUGAAGAUUACUUAGAAAAGCAGCAGAUACCCUACUGCAAUUAUUUUCCUUGUAUGUGAAUCUAAUUCUGUAAAGUCUUUCCUGGAUAUAAUUAAUUUUAAAUAUUGUACAAGCUAUUUUUCACUGACACUGUAUUCUUAUAUUGCGCAUUUAUUUUCUUGGACAGAAACACAUAUGUGUAUCCUGUCCAUUGACCCAUAGCCAAAUAAUAUCCAUUUCCUCAUUUACUGUACUGUAAACUCUUCUACUGAGAAUAUGGCUUAAAAAGAAUUUGCAGCACUUCGGUCCAACUGGCCUUGCUGAUAGUUUGCCUUUGCACUUCAAGUUCCAUAUUCUAGAUAAGCAAGUUACUCCAAAAUUCUUUACUGUCUACUUUAUACUUGGGAAUUUUCUCCCUAAAUACAUCCAUUUAAUCUUUUAAUUCCUACCAAAAAGCCACCAAUUAACCAACUGUUUGCCAUUCUUCUAAUCACACCUCCUUCGAUAGCCACCUGUUAUUUCUUAUGUGAAACACCCAAUAAAAGAGCUUAUA
Molecule: messenger RNA, 10082 nt
Organism: Pristis pectinata (smalltooth sawfish)
Lineage: Eukaryota; Metazoa; Chordata; Chondrichthyes; Rhinopristiformes; Pristidae
Gene: ccdc28b
Product: coiled-coil domain containing 28B
Exons: 6
Coding region: 300-863 (187 amino acids)
Source: RefSeq, a predicted model, not a curated record